AUGGAUAUGGAUGUCGAACACCAGGCUUUACAAGAUUUCGUCAUUUGUCUCGGUGAAUUAAAACGAUCAAAGAGCGCUAUUGUUACUGAUAUUGACAAUGAAAUCUGGAUUGAACAAAUAACGCGUUAUUUACAUCAUGUAUUAGAUGCGCAAAACCGUGAUGAAAUCUAUGGAUUUUUAACAAAUCUUGAUUCUAUAAGAUUUUAUCGUGUUGAAAAUGAGCGUUACAUUUGUACUGUUUUUCAUCCUCGUCUUAAACGCUUUGAUGCAGAACCACAUGAGAAAGAUUUAGCGUUUGAUUUAGUUAAACAAAAAUUAUUAGCACGUACAUCAAUAUCACGUAUUACAACGGAUACUACUUCAAAAGCGGUGACUACGAAUGUAUCAAUUAUAAAUGAUUCAACAGUACUAGUUAAUCCGAAUAACCUAUUAGCUUGUUGUUUUGAUAAACCACGAGCAAUAGUCAGUUCAGUUACGGCAACAGUGAAGGAAUUAGAUGACUGCAUGGAAUUGAUUGUACCGGGUGAAGAAAGUGACGAUAUUCUUUUAUUUUGA
This is a messenger RNA of Rotaria socialis, 555 nucleotides long. The record is from the annotation of a GenBank genome assembly. Lineage: Eukaryota; Metazoa; Rotifera; Eurotatoria; Philodinida; Philodinidae.